Messenger RNA from Cuscuta europaea, 1440 nucleotides. Lineage: Eukaryota; Viridiplantae; Streptophyta; Magnoliopsida; Solanales; Convolvulaceae. The record is from the annotation of a GenBank genome assembly.
GGGAGUAACAUUUAUCCCUUGUAAUCUCCGACAGAAAAUCUCGUAUCCCUGUAAAAACUCAGACACCAUUAUUUACACCGACGAACUCUUCCCCGACAGUAAAGUACAACAUAUUGCCGACGUUUUAUUUGGAUUUACCCGCAUUUUUUUACUGCGUAAAGGUAUGGAAUUCAAGAAACAUGCGUUCUCCGGUCAGUUUCCCGGCCAGUUAUCGCCGAGAAGGAAGUCUACCGGUUGCUGUUGGCUGUGGGCUCUGGCUACAUUCUUCAUGCUUGGAGUUGCUCUUCUCAACUUCUCAUUCAAAGCUCCGUUUAUGAAUUCUGUGCUUCAGGGGCUUAACAACAACGCCGCCGGGGAAAAUCUCCGGGAUUUCUCCGGUAAGAAGAAAGAAGGGCUAUGGAAGAAAACCCGUGAGUUAAAUCCGUCAGAGAUUGGUAAAAAUGUGAACUUUACCAAACUGGAGAAGAGUAGUGUCGGAGGGUUUUCUGGGAACGGUAAAAAUGUCAGUUUUUCAUCACUUGAAGGAAAAAAUGGUAAUCAGAGCAAAGGUCCAGUUUUGAUAAAAGGAAGGAGUUUUCAUGGUGAUUGUGAUAUCUUUGAUGGUGAAUGGGUAAGAGAUGAUACAAAGCCAUAUUACCUUCCUGGUUCUUGCCCUUAUAUUGAUGUGGAUUUUGACUGUCAUCUCAAUAAGAGGCCAGAUGAAGGGUAUGUCAAAUGGAAAUGGCAACCAUAUGCAUGUGACAUCCCAAGCUUCAAUGCGACAGAUUUUUUGGAGAGGAUGAGGGGUCAGAAACUUGUAUUUGUGGGUGAUUCGUUAAACAGAAAUAUGUGGGAAUCUCUUGUAUGCAUUCUUCGCCAAGGUAUUAGUGACAAGAAGAGAGUUUUUGAGAUAUCGGGCAGGAGUGAUUUCAAAAAGAAGGGGGUUUAUGCAUUCAGAUUUGAGGAUUUUAACUGUUCUGUGGACUUCGUUAGCUCUCCAUUUCUUGUAAGAGAAUCUUCUUUUGAAGGGGCGGCUGGUUCUUUUGAGACACUUAGGUUGGACUUGAUGGACACCACGACUUCAAUGUAUAAUGAUGCAGAUAUCAUUAUCUUCAAUACUGGUCAUUGGUGGACUCAUGAGAAAACCUCUAGAGGUGAAGACUACUACCAGGAAGGCAAUCAUGUGCACCCACAACUCAAGGUUCUUGAAGCAUAUAAGAGAGCGCUUUACACUUGGGCAAGGUGGGUGGAUAAGAACAUUGAUGCAAGAAGAACUCAAGUUUUCUUCAGAGGAUAUUCGCUCACACAUUUCCGAGGAGGUCCAUGGAACUCAGGGGGGCAAUGCCAUAACGAAACAGAACCAUUUUUAAACAAAAUGCAUUUGGAGAAGUACCCUUCCAAGAUGCAAGUUCUUGAGCAAGUGCUUCAUGAUAUGAAAAAACCUGUGGGAUACAUGAACAU